This is a messenger RNA of Eurytemora carolleeae, 479 nucleotides long. Its product is annotated as zinc finger and SCAN domain-containing protein 10. The coding region runs from base 99 to 479 and encodes 126 amino acids. The transcript is spliced from 4 exons. Gene Ontology annotation, molecular function: RNA polymerase II cis-regulatory region sequence-specific DNA binding; DNA-binding transcription factor activity. Lineage: Eukaryota; Metazoa; Arthropoda; Copepoda; Calanoida; Temoridae. The record is from RefSeq and is a predicted model, not a curated record. Gene Ontology annotation, biological process: regulation of transcription by RNA polymerase II.
UUGCUUCAUAUGGUUAAGUACAGAUCAGAUUGCUUCCAUGUCGUCUUCCUAUUCCAUUGUUUUAUGGGACCCCCUGUAAAUCCUUGUUGUCUGCAGAUAUGAUGGAUGUAGUCUGGCAUGUUUGUGAGUAUCCAGCCUGUAAUUUUAAAACAAUAAAACCUGCUCGACUUGACCGGCAUGCUAAAUUUCAUACCUCUAGAGACAGGAAGUACGUUUGCUGUGAUUGUGGUCAGCAGUUUGUUUCUCUGCAAAAAUGUUUAAAACAUGACAGGAAGCUUCAUACAGGAGUCAGAGAGUGGGAGUGCCCGGUGUGUCUGAUUGAAACUACGGACAUUCUAGUUCAUAUGAAGGUGCAUGAGAAUAAAAGACAUAAGUGUGAUAUCUGUGAUCAUGAAUUCAGACACAAGAGUUCCUUGACAAGACACAGAUACCAGCACACUAGCAGGGACACUACCAUAAUCAACAUGAUAUUUCAGUAA